UCACACAUCAUCAGCGCUUCAUUGAUCGGAAAAAUGAUAACCAUCUUUGCUAUUCUCCUCCUCGGUUUUCUCCCUUUCACGCCGGCGGACCCGGACCCGGUUCAAGACUUCUGCGUUCCCGAAGCCACCCCGGUUCAACUGAACCGGCUCAGAUCCAUCCCAUGCAAGAGCCCAUCCAACGUCACAGCCGACGACUUCGUGUUCUCUGGGAUCCAAUCCCGAGGCAACUUCUCUUCAUCCACCGGUUUUGCAGGGGUGGCCGUGAACCCGGUUCAGUUCCCAGCGUUGAACACGCUGGGCAUGUCGUUCGCCCGAGCCGAUUUCGAACCGGGCGGGGUGAACCCACCCCACUACCACCCCCGAGCCACUGAGACAGCCUUGGUGGUCGAGGGUUCGGUUUAUUCUGGGUUCGUUGACUCGACCGGUCGGGUUUACGCGAAGGUUGUUGAGAAAGGGGAGGUGAUGGUGUUUCCAAGGGGAAUGGUUCAUUUUCAGAUGAACGGUGGAGAUUCAGUAGCCACUAUAUUUGGGAGUUUUAAUAGUGAAAACCCCGGGCUAGUCAAAAUUCCAGGAACAGGAGCAGUAGUAGGAGCACUUGUAUAAACAGAAGGAUGACCAUCCCUUCUCAGAGCUGACAUGCUUGUGAUGUCUUGAAGGUGACAAGGAAACUUCAUCUUCUUGAUUACUUCCCUUAGCACCACAAGCUGCCCAGGUACAUGUGGCGUGUAGCCUGAGUACACUAAUGGUUCCCUUUGUUUAUAACACUGCCAUCCAUUUUCCCUGUUUCA
Molecule: messenger RNA, 788 nt
Organism: Dioscorea cayenensis subsp. rotundata (Guinea yam)
Lineage: Eukaryota; Viridiplantae; Streptophyta; Magnoliopsida; Dioscoreales; Dioscoreaceae
Product: germin-like protein 2-4
Exons: 2
Coding region: 34-603 (189 amino acids)
Cellular component (GO): cell wall
Molecular function (GO): manganese ion binding
Source: RefSeq, a predicted model, not a curated record